Engraulis encrasicolus (European anchovy) is the source of this 1752-nucleotide messenger RNA. Its product is annotated as C-terminal binding protein 1. Gene Ontology annotation, cellular component: nucleus. Gene Ontology annotation, biological process: regulation of transcription by RNA polymerase II. Lineage: Eukaryota; Metazoa; Chordata; Actinopteri; Clupeiformes; Engraulidae. Bases 227 to 1573 code for a protein of 448 amino acids. Gene Ontology annotation, molecular function: transcription coactivator activity; NAD binding; DNA-binding transcription factor binding. The record is from RefSeq and is a predicted model, not a curated record. The transcript has 10 exons.
CUCAAAUUCCGUUCUCGAUUCCAUGGCAAUCGAAAGACGGGAAGAUUCCAGGCGUCUGUAACUGUUCUAGUCCCGCUCUUUUCAGGGGAACAUUCAUAAAUAGUGCUCCAGGUUUGCGUCCCUCUGGAGAGUGUGUGCUUCUGGGAAUAUUGCGGUGUAGUGGGCUCCUGCAUCUGUGUUGGCUGCCUAGUGCUGGUCUCCCGGACGACCUCUCCAUAGCCAGUCAAUGGCCCUCAUGGACAAGCACAAAGUCAAGCGGCAGAGGCUGGACCGCAUCUGCGAAGGCAUCCGGCCGCCGAUCCUGAACGGGCCGAUGCACCCUCGCCCCCUGGUGGCGCUGCUGGAUGGGCGCGACUGCACCGUGGAGAUGCCCAUCCUCAAGGACGUCGCCACCGUUGCCUUCUGUGAUGCCCAGUCCACACAGGAGAUACACGAAAAGGUUCUGAAUGAGGCGGUCGGUGCACUGCUCUACCACACAAUUACUCUCUCUCGAGACGACCUUGAGAAGUUUAAGGGUCUUCGAGUCAUUGUGAGAAUUGGGAGCGGCUUUGACAACGUGGACAUCAAAGCAGCCGCAGAGUUAGGCAUUGCGGUGUGCAACGUGCCGGCGUCGUGCGUGGAGGAGACUGCUGACACGUCCAUGUGCCUGAUCCUGAACCUGUACCGCCGCGUCACAUGGAUGCACCAGGCACUCCGGGAGGGCACCCGCGCCUCCAGCGUCGAACAGAUCAGAGAGGUGGCCGGCGGGGCAGCACGCAUCAGAGGAGAGACGCUGGGCAUCAUUGGCCUGGGUCGUGUGGGCCAGGCGGUUGCGUUGCGAGCGAAGGCGUUUGGUUUCGGGGUGAUCUUCUACGACCCCUACCUGGCGGACGGCGUGGAGCGCUCGCUGGGUCUGCAGCGCAUGGCCACCCUGCAAGAUCUCCUCAUCCACUCGGACUGCGUAUCCCUGCACUGCAGCCUCAACGAGCACAACCACCACCUCAUCAACGACUUCACCAUCAAACAGAUGCGUCAGGGUGCGUUCCUGGUGAACACGGCGAGGGGAGGGCUGGUGGACGAGAAGGCCCUGGCACAGGCCCUGAAGGAGGGCAGGAUACGCGGAGCUGCCCUCGACGUACACGAGACAGAACCCUUCAGUUUCUCCCAGGGUCCCUUGAAGGACGCCCCCAACCUGAUCUGCACCCCCCACACCUCCUGGUACAGCGAGCAGGCGUCCAUAGAGGCCCGGGAGGAGGCAGCCCGCGAGAUGAGGCGCGCCAUCACAGGUAGGAUUCCAGACAGCCUGAAGAACUGUGUGAAUAAGGAGUAUUUGAUGAGCACCUCCCAGUGGACGGGCAUGGAAACUACCGCGGUGCACCCAGAGGUCAACGGAGCUGCAGCAUACAGGUUCCCUGCAGGCCUGAUUGGCGUGGCGGGCAGCCUGCCCGGCUCGGGGGCGGGCGUGGAGAGCCUGGUGGCGGCGUCUCUGCCCAUGGCGCACGCCAUCACCCCCGUUACCCAGCUGCCCCACACCCCCUCGCCCGGCCAGCCCGCGAAAGCAGACUCGGACAGAGACAACCCCUCCGACCAGUAGCAGCCUUCUCCAACCCUACAUUCCAGCAGCCAAGGCCAUUAUCAUUGUUAUUGUUGUUAUUAUUAGUAGUACUCUUUAUUAUUAUAAUGUCUCUUUCUCUCUCUUUCUCUCUCUCUUGUUCUCUCAACAUGCAGUUUUUGUUUUGGUUUUUUUUGUCGGUUUUUUUGCCUUUCUCUUGU